UUUUUUCUGGUUUGUUUUCCAUCUCCGUUGUCAGUAAAUUGCAGAGAUGAUCGCACAGAGAGUGGCAGUUUCAGUUCUCGCCCUGAGCCUGGGACUGGUAGUGAGUGGUUUCCCUGCCGAGCAGCCAGACAAUGGGAAGCACUGGGUCGUCAUUGUGGCCGGAUCUAAUGGCUGGUACAAUUACAGACACCAGGCUGAUGUGUGCCAUGCAUAUCAGAUUGUCCAUAAGAACGGAAUUCCCGAUGAGCAGAUUGUGGUGAUGAUGUAUGAUGAUCUUGCUCAGAGUUCCGAUAACCCAACUCCAGGAGUGAUCAUAAACAGACCCAAUGGAACCGAUGUUUACAAAGGAGUGCUGAAGGACUACAUUGGUGAUGACGUGACCCCUCAGAACUUCCUGGCAGUGUUGAAGGGCAAUUCUACUGGUGUGAAGGGAGGAUCUGGAAAAGUGCUGAAAAGUGGUCCAAAUGAUCAUGUGUUUGUGUAUUUCACCGAUCAUGGAGCACCAGGUCUGCUGGCCUUCCCUAAUGAUGAUCUUCUUGUAGAUGACCUGAUGAAUACCAUCAAGUACAUGCACCAAAACAACAAAUACAAGAAGAUGGUGUUGUAUAUUGAGGCCUGUGAAUCUGGCUCUAUGAUGAAGCCUCUGCCUGUUGACAUUAAUGUCUACGCUACAACCGCUGCCAACCCUGAUGAAUCCUCGUAUGCCUGUUACUAUGACGAGGCCAGAGACACCUACCUGGGAGACUGGUACAGUGUCAACUGGAUGGAAGACUCUGACGUGGAGGAUCUGAGCAAAGAGACUUUGGCCAAGCAGUUCAAGAUCGUAAAGGCCAAAACCAACACUAGCCAUGUGAUGCAGUAUGGAAACAAGACGCUGUCCCACAUGAAGGUGCUGGCGUUCCAGGGUAACUCUAAAGGUCUUGAUAAAGCAGCCGAGCCGGUUUCGUUGCCUGUGAUCACUGAACAUGACCUCAUGAGCAGCCCUGAUGUGCCCCUCGCAAUCAUGAAGAGAAAACUCGCCAAGUCUAAUGACGUUGAGACUGUUGUUGGUCUCAUGAAUGACAUCCAUGCACAUCUACAGACGCGGGAGCUGCUUGGUAACACUAUGCAUAAGAUCGUGGAGCAUGUGGUCCAGGACAAAGAAGAAGUGAGGGAUUAUCUGGAUGGACGUGAAGAUCUCACACAGUAUGAAUGUUACAAAACAGCUGUCAAGCACUACAAGAAACACUGCUUCAACUGGCACAAGCAGGAGUAUGAAUACGCUCUGAGACACCUGUAUGCUUUAGUGAACCUGUGUGAGGGAGGAUACCAGGCCCAGAGAAUCACAGCAGCCAUGGAUGACGUGUGUUACUUCAGGCAGUAGAAAUGUGAACAUGAGCCAAAGAGGAUUUUUAUUGGACGAACUACACUUUGCACAUAAGAAUGUGACAGUGGAAGAAAUCUGUAUCAUCACACACCGCUUUGAUUUGGAUCUUUUUGAAAAUGUUUCUUUUAAUGAGGAUUUGCACUUUUAAAAGUUUUACUGAUCUUUAUUUUGUUUUAAAGAAAGAAAUAUUCUUUAAGAUACUGCCCAGCGAUUCCUGACAAACACUUUGGGCUGUUUACUUUUUAUAUAUAUAUCGUGUGUAUUUGUUUUGUUUUUUUCUUCGUCAGAUGCCUCAUCAAUGAUAGUGACAGCUUUAGAAUGACACAAUGACUU
This is a messenger RNA of Rhinichthys klamathensis goyatoka, 1699 nucleotides long. RefSeq names its product legumain (gene lgmn). NCBI's taxonomy places the organism in Eukaryota, Metazoa, Chordata, Actinopteri, Cypriniformes, Leuciscidae. Gene Ontology annotation, molecular function: cysteine-type endopeptidase activity. The coding region runs from base 47 to 1363 and encodes 438 amino acids. The transcript has 13 exons. The record is from RefSeq and is a predicted model, not a curated record. Gene Ontology annotation, biological process: vacuolar protein processing.